UCUUCAGCUAUUCUCUUCCUUUAUAUUGCCUUUGCCCCUUAUCGUCCCCCCGUCCCCUCUCUAAUUCUUCCAAAUCCAAAUUUGGCUCGACCUUCCAAACUGUUAUGAAAGCUCUGACAAAGCACCGCUCACAAACAGAACCUUAUUCUUCGAAUCCCAACCAUCUUGCAUCAGUCUUUACACCAUCAUCAAUUGCAUCACUCCUGGAGUCUUCUUAUCUUCAUCUUACACUUUCUACAAAAGCCAAAUAACCACAACGGACAACAACAUUAGCAUCCCAGAAGAAAGGAAGAAAUAAGAAAAACAUUUUAGUUAUCCUCUUGAAAAAAAAAGGGUAUUUUUCAUGUAUUGUUAAUGGAGUGGAGAAUUCUAAUUCUCCAUCCUUGACAUUUUCUACGGCCAACCCAUUUUAGAGCAGGAUUUGAGGAGCAAACCCUUUUGAUUUUCCAAUUUUUUGUCAACUACAAGGAUGCGAAAAAGUAGAGGACUCAGGCUCGGACGCAAAAUGGGUCGGGUCUUUAAAUGGUUCAUUAAUCGAAGAGCGCAGACGAGAGCCGCGUACCCAAGGCUGGGGUCAUCUAGCUGCACCGGAGGAGCCUUGUCAAAGCUCUAUAGCUGGGGCCGUUCGUUGAGGCUUGGAGCUAAAGGGCUAUGCUUUGCGAAGCGGAAGCCGGGUUACAUUCGGGUCGGGCAAGAACCGGUUGCGGAGUCGAAGAAUUCAGUGAGUAUACCCAAGGGGCAUUUGGCUGUGUACGUGGGGGAAGAUGAUGAUGAGACGUGCAGAGUUCUUGUGCCCGUGAUUUAUUUUAAUCAUCCUCUGUUUGCUGACUUGUUAAGGGAGGCUGAAAAGGUUCAUGGGUUUGAUCAUCCUGGUGGAAUACAAAUUCCUUGUCAGAAAUCUGAAUUCGAAAGUGUUAAAAUGAGAAUUGCCGCUGCCGGUAGCGGUGGUGUAAACAGCCGUGGUGGGCGGAGCUGGAGACAGUUGCUGAUGAGUCGGCAUGAGAAAUUGGACAACUGACGAGAUAGUGAUGUGGAGGGUGCCGUCCGCAAUUCUCGUUUGGCUAUUUUUCUUUGAUCAAUUUGGGGGCAAAAAUAUCAGGCGCCCUUCAUGUUCUUUUUUUUUUGGAAUUAAUUUUCUUUUUUUCCCUGUUGCUAUAGUCUUAGUUGAUGUAAUAGGCUAUGGUAGAUUUUUUCUUGUGCAAACAUAUUCUCCUUUGGGCCAAUUAUGAAAAGUAACCUUAUUUUGAGUUUUA
This is a messenger RNA of Coffea eugenioides, 1253 nucleotides long. RefSeq names its product auxin-responsive protein SAUR36. NCBI's taxonomy places the organism in Eukaryota, Viridiplantae, Streptophyta, Magnoliopsida, Gentianales, Rubiaceae. The record is from RefSeq and is a predicted model, not a curated record. The coding region runs from base 470 to 1018 and encodes 182 amino acids. Gene Ontology annotation, biological process: response to auxin. The transcript has a single exon.